UCCUCAUCAGUUUACUAGAAAUUGUUAACAUGAAGGCUUUCAUCGUUCUGCUUGCUCUGGCUUUUGCCGCCCCCGCUUUCGGUCGCACCCUGAACCGUUGCUCCCUGGCCCGCGAGAUGGCCAACUUGGGCGUUCCCCGUGACCAGCUGAACAAGUGGGCUUGCAUUGCCGAGCACGAGAGCUCCUACCGCACCGGCGUUGUUGGCCCCGAGAACUACAACGGCUCCAACGACUACGGCAUCUUCCAGAUCAACAACUAUUACUGGUGCCAGCCUGCCAACGGUCGCUUCUCCUACAACGAGUGCGCCCUCAGCUGCAACGCCCUGUUGACCGAUGACAUCACCAACUCCGUCCGUUGCGCCCAGAAGAUCCAGCGCCAGCAGGGCUGGACUGCCUGGUCCACCUGGAAGUACUGCAACGGUGCUCUGCCUUCCAUCAACGAUUGCUUCUAAACUGAUCACUUGUUGGAUAAAAGAAAUUAAAAGUUCAAUAAAACUGCAUUUAAAUAAAA
This is a messenger RNA of Drosophila mojavensis, 511 nucleotides long. RefSeq names its product lysozyme A/C. The coding region runs from base 30 to 452 and encodes 140 amino acids. NCBI's taxonomy places the organism in Eukaryota, Metazoa, Arthropoda, Insecta, Diptera, Drosophilidae. Gene Ontology annotation, molecular function: lysozyme activity. The transcript has a single exon. The record is from RefSeq and is a predicted model, not a curated record.